AUGAGGCUCGAAGCCAGAACCGUCGUGCCCCCAUCGCUUGACACCGUCAAGAUGGAGGACCGCAAGCGGCCCAGCGCGUCCGACGACUCUGUACCUCCUGCUAAGAGGCAAGCCGUCGCCGUGAAUGGUGUGAGACCGCAUCCAGACGCUGACAUGCCGUGGAAAGACGACAUCGAGGCUUUUCAGAAAGAUGCCAUCCUCCGCCAGAUGCGCGAGUAUAAGCGUGAAAAGGCCACGGUCGAGUCUCAGCUCCACGAGAUCGAGAACCGCUCCCAACACCACGACGACCACCUGCGUACAAUCGAUAUAUGGUUCGAUCAGUUGAUUGAUGAGAUUAAGAUCCUAAGCGGGGAAAAGCUUCCCUCGGCUCAGCAAGAUGGUGCUCCUAGUAUACCCGGAUCCCUAUUCUUUGAAGACAGCGAGGCUCUGCGCAAACAUUUGUCUGGGCGUAAGGACAAGAUCUUGUCAGCUUUAGCCACUUUGUUCGCGAAAUAUCCCCCAGCCAGUCCUGAGGUGGCUAGUCUGCAGCAGCAAAUGUCAAGAAUCCUGGCUUCGGAAAAAGAACAUAUAUGUGAGCUACAGAGGAUUGGCACGGAAAAGGAACAAAUGUCCGAACGGUUGGUCGCCGCUACCCACCGUUAUAUGAUUGCGGAGAAGAAGCUCGACCGAUUGAAGAGCCAACAGGUCCAGAAGCUAGAGAGUCAAACCUUGGCUAAUGCCACUGUCAAAGAAGAGACCCCUUCUGCAAGCAACGGUGCGGAACCGAUGAAUGGUGUCGAACCCAGUGGAUCAGCAGAAGGGUCAGAAUCGGAUCGUAAACAAGCGCUAGCUGAAGCUGCGAAACGAAAAGAACAUGUGGAGCAGCUAGAGGCUGAGAACAAGAAGCUAACCGAGGAGGUGUCUGCGCUGAACGUGAAGCUAGCGGGUCUUUCCGAUGACGAUUACGCCAAAACGGAUCUGUUCAAGGCUUUUAAGUCACAGCACGAGGACGUCAUCAAACGCAUCAACAACCUGGAAGCGACCAACAUCCAAUUGCGGACGGAAGCACAGAAGUAUCAAGCCGAAAGGACUGCUUAUCGCAUAAAGGUGGACGAUGAAACACGUGCCACGAUCAGUGAAUCCGAAGGCGCUGUUGUCCAAGCCGAAGCAAAUUUGACGCGCAUUCGCAACGCUCGUGACGAACUUUUGUCCAAGGUUAGCAUUCUGGAGACCACUCAGAAGAACGUGGAUGCCUCGAAACAGCAGACCCAGGAGCUUAUGAGCGCAUGCGAGAGCAGGAUUGCUGCACUAGAGUCCGAGUGCGAGCGAUUGCGCUUGCAGAUUGCGGAGAAAGAACAGGCAGAAGGGUCGACAGAACAAGAAGAUCUGACGCCAGAGCAGCUACAAAGCAAGCUCAAGACUCUCCAAAGUCAAUACCAGCUCGUGGUCAACGAGCUUCCGGCCAUGGAAACGGCGUGGAAAAAGGCGCAAGCAGUUGCUGGAAAGAAAAUCGUCGAAACCGCAACAUGGGAAGAGAACAUGACCAAGGCAUAUGCGGACAAAGCGAAGGCUGACCAGAAAUUCUUCGCCGCGAUGAAAGCUAAGGAGACCCUUGAACAACAAUUGCGAGUACUACGAGCUCAAGCCACUAAAGGAACCGAAGUGGUUGCACAAUUAAAAGAGGCGGAUUCAUUGAGCCGGUCGAUGGUGGACAGAUUGGAGAAGCAGACGGCUGAAAUGCGGGCUCAGAUGGAGGAUCUUUCGCGACAGCACCGGGAACUACAACAGAAGACUAGCGAGGCUGCUAUCAUCACCGAAGGGCAUGUCAGCCAAAUCGCCGAACUCAAGAAGCAUGUGGAAACCAAGGACGCCGCUUAUAUUGAAGCGAAGAAAGCGAAGCGCGAAGCCGAGGUUGAGCGAGAUAAGAUGUCAGAGAAGAUCGAAGGCUUGGAGCAAGACAUCGAUCACUGGAAGCAGAAGAGCUUGGGCAACCAGAGCGAGCACACUGCAUUGAUGGAGUCUAUGCUACAAUGCCAGAUCUGCAAGAACAAGAUCAAGAACACCGUUAUCAAAACAUGCGGUCACGUCUUCUGCGACGGCUGUGUCCAGGAUCGACUCACCAACCGGUCGAGGAAGUGUCCCAAUUGCGGCAAAGCUUUCGGCAACGGCGACCUCAUGCGCAUCCAUAUCUAG
Messenger RNA from Didymosphaeria variabile, 2172 nucleotides. It is a transcript of the gene BRE1, whose product is annotated as E3 ubiquitin-protein ligase bre1. The record is from RefSeq and is a predicted model, not a curated record. The transcript has 5 exons. Bases 1 to 2172 code for a protein of 723 amino acids. Gene Ontology annotation, cellular component: nucleus; HULC complex. NCBI's taxonomy places the organism in Eukaryota, Fungi, Ascomycota, Dothideomycetes, Pleosporales, Didymosphaeriaceae. Gene Ontology annotation, molecular function: ubiquitin protein ligase activity.